Molecule: messenger RNA, 1167 nt
Organism: Funneliformis geosporum
Lineage: Eukaryota; Fungi; Glomeromycota; Glomeromycetes; Glomerales; Glomeraceae
Source: the annotation of a GenBank genome assembly
GAUGAGAUAGCAAAUCAUCGAGAUAUCCAAUUCAUGCCGGUCGACAUAAAAGAAUCCAAAGAAUAUAUUAAUCAAAUUCCCAUUAUAUUCUUCGUCUCUAUGGAUAUCUCAUUAAUGGCCAGAAAUCAGUUAUCACCAUUACUUGUAUCAAGGAAAGACAGUAGAGGGAGUACUAUGAACAUAAAUCUAAUCCAAAUGGAAUGUAUAAAGGCAUAUCCUAUUCGUGAUUAUCAUGUGAAAAAAAAGCCAUAUCUCUGUAUUGUCGCAUCCAAUAGAGACGAAAGGUUUACUGCUCUCAAUAUUAUCUCAAGCUACAAUUCAAAGGUUGAUCCUGAAUAUAAAAUAGAGACAGCUUCAGACAAUACAGACACAUAUUAUCGUAAAGUUGCAAGAGAGCAUCAGAUAUCAUUUUCUGGGUGUGGAUUAAUAAGCAAUUAUAGAUAUAAUUUUAGUGCACCUUAUUAUGCGAAAUCCCAUCACUGCUCACAUGCAUUUUAUGCACACAUUAAUAACUUUCGCCUCAUAGACAAUUUUGAAUCACUUUACAAAAUCUAUCCAUCUUCUCUCUUUACUCACGAUCGAGCAUUGGUUCUAACAUGUGACAUAGAAACAUAUAAUUCACGUGGAUCAGCUCUAAACCCGCACGGGAUAACAAUUAUAUGUGAGAAUCAAGCCAAUUUAUUAAAAGCUUUUGCUUUAUGUUGGAAAUCUUUUGCCUCAGAUAUCCAGCUUAGUUUUAAUAAUUCAGGAUAUGAUUGGUCUUUUAUUGUAAAAAAGACAGAUAGGAGUUUACUAGAUAAGGAUCGUAAAAAAACAGGAUGUCGAGAAUCCAUUAAGAUCAAAAUCCAUCCUAGUUUAAGUAUUGAAUCUUACUUUCUUAAACUCCCUAGAUGUGUAUCAAUUGACUUUCUUGCAAGUUUUAUGCAACUUCACCUCCUCUCUGAGAAAACAUCAUUCAAAUUCUUCUUAGAAAAGUGUGGUCUCAAUGGCAAAGAUGAUAUGCCUAUAAGCAAAUUAUGGAAGUAUUAUUCAGAAAAGCUCAUGGUCAAAUCUAAUGUUAUAAAUGAUUACAGAGAGGUGGUCUCAAUCGCUCAUAUAUCAUUAUUUGACUCACAUUAUUAUACUAUAGGAACAAAAGUAUCUAAUCUCUUAGGCGUUGAAGCUUAG